Molecule: messenger RNA, 1447 nt
Organism: Amborella trichopoda
Lineage: Eukaryota; Viridiplantae; Streptophyta; Magnoliopsida; Amborellales; Amborellaceae
Product: protein SAWADEE HOMEODOMAIN HOMOLOG 2
Molecular function (GO): chromatin binding; DNA binding
Source: RefSeq, a predicted model, not a curated record
UCCAAAAAAAAAAAUGAUAAGACCAUGAGGAUAUUUGAACCCCUACCUCCAUGUUAGUGCGAAUUUGAGCCCCAACCUUUUAGUGAUAAUAAAGUUAGAGUCGACCACGUGGCUUGGUAAUACUAUCGCCAAGGCCCAUAUCAUCGCUCUGUAAAUUUCCGUAAAGAUCUCUUUAUGCCUAGAAUUUCUCUCCAUGUAUGUCUUCUAUAUUCUAUUGCUUAUAAAAUGAAAAUCUCUUCUUACGCCAAAAGGCUCUCAAAAUUCUCUCUCCGCAUUUCUUUUAUUCUCAAUCUCCCAACGCCUCACUCUCUGUGCGUCCACCCUCUCUCCCCUGCGCAUAAGCUUCUUCUCUCCCAUAAUAUCUCUCCCUCUCCCUUCGCAUAGUUUCUCUCUUUACAAUUUCUAUCCCAUCUCUCUCUAUCAAAAAACACCUACCCUAACGCAAUAACCCUCGACGAUCAGUGUUCUUCUUUCUUAUGGGAAAGUCUCGUCCUGCAAGAACCAGGGAUUCACGUUUUACGCCACACGAGGUUGAGCAAAUGGAAAAGUUGAUUCAGGAAUCCCAACAUGAAUCUUUCGAUCCCAAAUUUUAUCAGUCAAUUACGGAGAAAUUUAACCUUGCUUCAGGUUGUGUUGGAAAGAAUCCCAUUCAUUGGGAGCAGGUUAAAUGUUGGUUUCAAAGCAAGAGACAAACUCCCAAAGACAGAGAUACUUCAUUGCCUGACCCAUCCAAUGAAGUGAUUGUUCUUGAUGACAGCCCUGUAAAGAAUAUGCAUGAGAGCUCUGCGGUUGCGCCUAUCAGUGUUGACAAGGUUUCAGAUCUAUCUGAGUUGGAGUUUGAGGCUAGAUCAGCAAAAGAUGGGGCAUGGUAUGACGUUGCGUUAUUCCUGACGCACAGAAUUCUUCAUUCUGGUGAACCUGAAGUACGUGUCAGGUUUACGGGAUUUGGUGCGGAGGAGGAUGAGUGGGUUAAUGUGAAAAGAGCUGUUCGUCGGAGAUCUAUUCCUUUAGAGUCUUCUGAAUGUGGGAAGGUUAUGCCUGGAGAUCUUGUCCUCUGUUUCCGGGAAGGUGAGAACCUAGCCACCUACUUUGAUGCCCAUGUCAUCGAAGUCCAGAGGAGGCGACAUGACCUAAGGGGUUGUAGGUGUACCUUCUUGGUUCGCUAUGAUCAUGAUCAGGCUGAGGAAAGAGUUCGUCUAAGAAGGGUAUGCCGGCGUCCAUCUUGAGCUUUGUAGCCAUUGCUGCUUCUUGAGGCUUUUUUUUGCUCUGGUAGUAUGCAAUCCUUGUUUCAUUUCUUAACAUAUUUUUGAUGUAUUUUUUAUUGGCGAACAAUGUCAGAUGAAUUUCCUCAUAGAGCAAAUUAGCUUUUUAUCAUGAUGUUUGUUUGAUCCACCUUGUCCUAAUGUAACUUUAAUUUUAUGAAUGUGUGGCUCCGGCUUUUUGCAAA